Molecule: messenger RNA, 2321 nt
Organism: Eleginops maclovinus (Patagonian blennie)
Lineage: Eukaryota; Metazoa; Chordata; Actinopteri; Perciformes; Eleginopidae
Product: tyrosine-protein kinase BTK-like
Exons: 5
Coding region: 183-683 (166 amino acids)
Molecular function (GO): protein binding
Source: RefSeq, a predicted model, not a curated record
UGCUCUUCAGUGCUGCUGGAGGUCGUGUCUGUGCUGCGUGUCUCCAUCCUGCUGCGUGUCUCCAUCCUGCUGCGUGUCUCCGUCCUGCUGCGUGUCUCCGUCCUGCUGCGUGUCUCCGUCCUGCUGCAGUGCUCCGUCGCUGCAUUUAUUAGACAGUGUUAGCAGAGAGUCACAUCUUCGUCAUGCAGCGCAUCUACACUCACAGCAACGCUCACUUUGAAGUCUUCACCACCGUCCUCCAGCCUCAAGGGAGGCAGCGAUGCAGAGCCGAGGCUGAGAAGAUGGUGGUGCUGCACAGCUAUUCUCCCCAGUGGCCCGACGAGCUGCAGCUGAGGAUGGGGGAGGUGGUGCUGGUUCUGCCCCGACCCGAGGAGCAGAGGUGGUUUGGGCGUCUGCAGGACGGCCGGCAGGGCUUCCUACCCUCCUCCUGCGUGGUGGAGCUCAGCCAGGUGCGAGCUCUGCAGAGGAGUUUCUCUGUGAGGAGCAAUGACUCCGGAGUGAGCAGACAGAGUGGACACAUUGCUGGGGCCCCGGUGGGGGGUAGCAGUGGAGGUCUGGACGGGGGCCAAGGUGAGAGCAGGGGCCCCCAGCGCUCCCCCAGUCUGCUGCACAGGAUCCUGUCUAAGGUCCGCCGGAGGAGCCAGUGCCAGGGAGCCACCAACGGGGCCUUCCAGGGAGACUAGGGGCCCCUCUGUGUGUGUGGGGGCUGGGAUUCAUUACCAUACAUGCAUUUCUAGAGGAGCGUGUGAAGCUAGAAAUUAUGUCGCAGAAGGUGUUUUACCCACAGUGCUGCAGAAAAAUCCAGAAAUGAGUCAGCAUAAUGAGUCCUUAAAUCCAGAAAUGAGUCAGCAUUAUGAGUCCUUAAAUCUAGAAAUGAGUCAUCAUAAUAAGUCCUAAAAGCUGUAGAAUGAGUCAGCAUAAUGAGUCCUUGAAUCCAGAAAUGAGUCAGCAUAAUGAGUCCUUGAAUCCAGAAAUGAGUCAGCAUAAUAAGUCCUAAAAGCUGUAGAAUGAGUCAGCAUAAUGAGUCCUUGAAUCCAGAAAUGAGUCAGCAUAAUGAGUCCUUAAAUCUAGAAAUGAGUCAUCAUAAUAAGUCCUAAAAGCUGUAGAAUGAGUCAGCAUAAUGAGUCCUUGAAUCCAGAAAUGAGUCAGCAUUAUGAGUCCUUAAAUCUAGAAAUGAGUCAUCAUAAUAAGUCCUAAAAGCUGUAGAAUGAGUCAGCAUAAUGAGUCCUUGAAUCCAGAAAUGAGUCAGCAUUAUGAGUCCUUGAAUCUAGAAAUGAGUCAUCAUAAUAAGUCCUAAAAGCUGUAGAAUGAGUCAGCAUAAUGAGUCCUUGAAUCCAGAAAUGAGUCAGCAUUAUGAGUCCUUAAAUCUAGAAAUGAGUCAUCAUAAUAAGUCCUAAAAGCUGUAGAAUGAGUCAGCAUAAUGAGUCCUUGAAUCCAGAAAUGAGUCAGCAUUAUGAGUCCUUAAAUCUAGAAAUGAGUCAUCAUAAUAAGUCCUAAAAGCUGUAGAAUGAGUCAGCAUAAUGAGUCCUUGAAUCCAGAAAUGAGUCAGCAUAAUGAGUCCUUGAAUCCAGAAAUGAGUCAGCAUAAUGAGUCCUUGAAUCCAGAAAUGAGUCAGCAUAAUGAGUCCUUGAAUCCAGAAAUGAGUCAGCAUUGUGAGUCCUUAAACCCUGCUUUCUGUGCAUUCGAUGCCUGAGUUAAGAUCAGUGUGUAGUUCAAUCGUUAGCUUAUUUGAUGUAUCCAAUAUGCAGAAAUACCUCAUCAUCUCUGCAGCGCUAUUGGACGAUACCUGCUAUGACAUCACUGAGGGGCGUGUCCACCAGUGCAAUACCUUUGAAUGUACAGAUCUGGUGCCAGGCUUCAGCUUUACUAAUAUAACCAAAAUAUAAGAGCAGCAGUCACUGUGUGAAGUAUAACCUCAGUCCUAAUCGAUGCAGCAAUAGGAGGACUGAAGGAGACCCUACCCCCAAAAUGACUCUCCUGAUGUUACCUUGAAUCCUUCCCUCUCAAAGAUUGAACCACAGAAAAGUCUUGAUGAGUUUAGGUUGUGUGAGAGUUUGUUUACAGACUGGUUUGCUGUCAAACGAGACCCAGUUCUCUCAGAUUCAUCAAGACGUUCCUCUGUUUUCUACUCUGCGUUCACCGUGGGAACAUCAUGCUUUUGUUUUCAAGGUUUGAAGGUAACAUGGGCGGGGGGGAAAUGAUGUACAAAUGAUCAUUUUGUGGGUUAAAUGUUCCUCUCACUGAAAUGCUAUUUUGCACAUCAUCAUCAUCAUCAUCAUCAUCAUCAUCAUCAUCAUCUCUGAACUUCCUGUGAAUGUAAU